AUGUCGAGUGACGAGAGUUUCGAUUUCAUUGAGGAGGACGAUAGUUCAGCCGAGUACGUAGCGGCCCUUCCAAGCGCAGUGCUUAGCGUCCAUACAAAACUACUGAAAAACUUGGACAAUAACCUCAUUGAAUCAACCGAUGACCCUGAGCUCUACAUACGAAUUAAGGUUGGGUCUUUCAUCAAGUCGACUGCCACUGUCAUAGUUGAGAAAGAUGAGAAAAUAGUACUGGAUGAUCUCAAACACUUCUCCAUUAAAGUGUCGAGGAAACGUUCCGACCCGUCAAAUGAGGUUCGUUUUGACUUAGUCCUCGUGGAGAGCCCUCAUGUGCAUAGAAUCGUUGGCCACAAAGACAUGCAUCUGUAUGACAUCAUUAAGAGUUUGUAUGUGGCUGGAUCACACGACCUUCAGUACAGACAUAAAACCAUUGCUGUACUUGAUCUCGAGAUGUGCUUCACUUAUGGCAUAUUCGGGUACGGUUGCUGUCAUCAGCUUAAAAACAGACAAAAGAAGAUUUCAGACAUUGUCAGUCACUCACUUCUCCUUCGAGUUGAACCGCCUGACAACAGAUGCCAGCCCAAUGCCGGCCAUGUGAUGACAUCAAUGCCUAUUGGUCAUCCUGACUUCAUCAACUUCACCGUCAAGAGUGAUCUUGGGUCGUCCACUACCUCUGCAUCAAAUACUCCUGGUGUUUUCAGUGGUUUGAAGAUGCAGGAACCCGUAGUUCUGACUCGUACUAUGAGAAAGAGAUUGAACCGGAUCCAGACGGAUUUUUCCCAGCUUGGGAACCGCGUGCAACGGAAGAGAUUCCUCGAGAGGCUCAUUCUCCAGAACAUUCACGAUCACCAAGCCUUGGAUACUGACUCAACCGCCCCCAACGACAGAGACACUCGGCCAGAAUCAUCAGCAGGACCCGGACGGAUUGGUGAAAAAAAUGAAGACAAGGUUCGCGGGAAUGAUGAAACGUAUGGUACUGACAGCGACUAUGCUGAGUCAGCCACUGACCUGAAUGAAUUGAUGAACGCCAUGUUGAUGAAUGCGCCUGGUCUUGUAAGCAGAGGCACAGCCCGACCCAGACAACCCUCUCUACUAAGCAUUGGAGAGGAAAACUCAGAUACAGAUCUCACAGGUGCCGAACUGACAAAUCCAACAGUUAGUGCCACAGCCACCAUAAGUAGUGCACAAGAAUCAUCAGCAGCCGAACCAAGAGAAAGAAGAAGAAGUACACUCACAGAACUACCAGGGAUGCUGAUCCGAUCCGUUGCCAACCGGAUUAAUUCAUGGAAGUCGAACCGUAACCGGCCCAAUGUGCGAGAGACACCAGUGGUCAUAGCAGAGGGACAACCGUCCCCACAGCCGACUGACUGGAGCUCGUUCUCCAUGGCAAGAUUCAGAAAUCGGAUGGCUAAACAUGACGCUGACUGA
Molecule: messenger RNA, 1425 nt
Organism: Asterias rubens (European starfish)
Lineage: Eukaryota; Metazoa; Echinodermata; Asteroidea; Forcipulatida; Asteriidae
Product: C2 calcium-dependent domain-containing protein 6-like
Exons: 2
Coding region: 1-1425 (474 amino acids)
Source: RefSeq, a predicted model, not a curated record